AUGCCUUCGUUCUCACUUCUCGGCGAUUAUCUUGGAAUUCCCGCCUACAUUCUGUUUGAUUCUUCGGUGGAAAAGUCGGCGCUGUCAUCGACGUUCGCGACCAAUAACAAUGUUCCGCGCACGGUUGCAUCCAUUCACCACAGUGUCGCUGAGCUCUCUGCUUCCGGUCCCGUUAUGAUCCCUGCAAUUGGUGGAUGGUAUCAUUCAUGUCUUCCUCUUGUGGUCACCCAUCUGCCCCGCUAUGACGUAUUGCUCGGUUCCGACUGGUUUGAAGCAUGCUGA
Sparassis crispa is the source of this 282-nucleotide messenger RNA. RefSeq lists its product as hypothetical. Lineage: Eukaryota; Fungi; Basidiomycota; Agaricomycetes; Polyporales; Sparassidaceae. The record is from RefSeq and is a predicted model, not a curated record. The transcript has a single exon. Bases 1 to 282 code for a protein of 93 amino acids.